CAACAUUUUCGUGAAGAAGAAGGAAGCGACUUGGAAAAGUCCUGAAACGGAGCACACUUCAGACAAAAUAUCAACUGUACCAUGAAUGACUCACCUGAGGAUACACCAGUACCCAUCAAAGAAAUAGUGAAGCUGAAGAGGUCCGACUCACCUGCACAGCUGUGUGUCUCUGAAGUCAAUGGAUCCACCUGAAAACUUCAGAGGAAAAUUUUCACCUGACUCAAGUGAGUUCAUAGCCAGUGUGUUGACAGAGGACCACUUCAGAUGUUCAGUGUGUACGGAAGUGCUGAAGGAUCCAGUCUCCAUCCCCUGUGGACACAGUUACUGCAGGCAGUGCAAGAUGCAAGCUAACCGUGCAGGAGGACACUAUGCUUGUCCAAUUUGUAAGAAAAGAUUGAAGACAAAGCCUAAAAUAUACACAAACUCACCCAUAUCAAAACAACUCCCAAGCUCUAGUUCAGAAUGUGGGCAGCUCUCCUGUGAUUUCUGCCCAGUGAAAAAGCUCAGAGCUGUUAAGUUCUGUCUGAUGUACACUGCUCUGUAUUGUGAGACCCAUGUCAUCCAGCACUACACUGUCCCAGCAUUGCAACGACAUAGACUGGUGGAGCCAACAGAGCACCUAGAGCAGAUGAUCUGCCAGCACCACCAGAGGGCGCUAGAGAUGUUCUGUAGGACUGACCAGACCACCAUAUGCAGCAUGUGUGCUGUGCUGAAACACCGGCACCAUGACAUCAUGAUUGAGAAUCUAGAACAGAAAGGCCCUUCGAGUGAACACAGAGGUGGAGAGCCGAAAUGCAAAGCUAAAGAGACACAACAACAAGCUGAGGAGAAAAAUGUUAAAAAACACAUUCAUUUACAAAAAGGCGAGAGACCCCUGGUGACUGUAAUCCAACACCAACGCAGACAUGCUCUUCCUGCGAAGGUGACUUUGGACUUCUACACAGCCCAUAGACGACUAAUUCUGUCUGAUGAUAAGAGGAAUGUAAAGCUAUCUGGGUGUCCUCGGAGUUCCCAUAACCAACAGCAUGGACUAGGUGGGCAGCCCUUCGUGCUGGGCAGAAAAGGCUUCACCUCUGGACGUCGUUUUUGGCAAGUGGGAGUGAAUAACAGGUGGACAAUUGGAGUCACAAGAGCCUCCGCUCAGAGGACUGACAGUGUCACCUUCUAUCCUAAUCAAGGCUACUGGUGCCUUAGUUGCUGGAUGCAAUUCUUGGUGCUCACAUCCCCCAUACACCAUCUCCCUAAGGACGCAGUGCCCAGAGAACUGGGCAUUUGUCUAGAUAUUGACGAGAAGUGGGUGUCGUUCUAUAAUGCUGAAUCAAAGACUCACAUUUAUACCUUCGCUGACAUGGACUUCAAGGUGAAGAAAUCUACCCCGUGUUCUGCACACAGGAUGAAGAGAAAGAGAUUAAAAUAAGAAGACAACCCAUUCUACACUGUCCAAUAUUUGUUUCAGAUCAAAAGAUGGUCCAAACUGGCAACGCUGGGGACGAAUUUGUAUGAACAGACAUUCAAACACUAGCCACACAGAAAUCCACUACAUGAAUUGCGUUAUAGUUGCACUGUACAGGGAUUUCACUUGAAUUCUUCCGUAGUACUUCAGUACUUCCCUAGAACUUGACCACUAAAAUAGGCCUUCCAUUUAUUUUAUAUGACACUGUACGCAGGAAAUAAGUAGCAAAUACUUAUCUAUGCACAUAAACAUAAUGUUAAAAUCGACAUAGUAGAAUAAGACAGGGCUUCAUGUAUAGAAAAUGAGUUUCAGUAGUUGAAAACAGGUAACAAACUAACCUGCAAAAUAUGCUUGGAAUUUCUUGGAAGUAAAAUUACUGUCUGCAUUUCUAUUAUGAUAAGUUUCAGCUAAUUAGGUCUAUAGCUGGUGGCCUAGCUACCAUGUUUAAUAGCUAUUUUAAAUGUAGAAUUGUACCAACUGAUAUGUUGUUUUCAGAUUAAUGCCACUAUACCUGCCCUUUGUGCACUAGUCUAAGGCCUUCUAAAAUGAAUAGUGCUACAACACCGUAUAUUAGCACAUUGUGUAGAAAUGUAAUAUUGUUUUAUAUUGUAACAAACUGCAAGGUUGUC
This is a messenger RNA of Alosa alosa (allis shad), 2082 nucleotides long. RefSeq names its product E3 ubiquitin-protein ligase TRIM39-like. The record is from RefSeq and is a predicted model, not a curated record. Bases 179 to 1417 code for a protein of 412 amino acids. Gene Ontology annotation, molecular function: zinc ion binding; protein binding. NCBI's taxonomy places the organism in Eukaryota, Metazoa, Chordata, Actinopteri, Clupeiformes, Clupeidae. The transcript has 7 exons.